Solanum pennellii is the source of this 3518-nucleotide messenger RNA. RefSeq names its product stem-specific protein TSJT1-like. The transcript has 6 exons. The coding region runs from base 146 to 913 and encodes 255 amino acids. The record is from RefSeq and is a predicted model, not a curated record. NCBI's taxonomy places the organism in Eukaryota, Viridiplantae, Streptophyta, Magnoliopsida, Solanales, Solanaceae.
CACUUUUUGUCUCCUCCAACCCUCUUAGCUAUAAAUACUCAUCUAAUCACUUAUCAUUUCUUAUAUUUGGCACCAAAGUUUAUCACCUUGUUUGUGCUUCCUCACUAAUUUACUUUUUCAUAGAUUUUGUUUGAGAAGAAAGAAAAUGUUGGCAAUUUUCAAGAAAAGUGUGGUUGAUCCACCAAUGGAGCUGCAGAGCCCAGCCUCUUUGCAAUCAUCAAACAAGGCUGUUUCCCCUGAAGAGACUAUGAAGAAUUUCUUAGCUUCAAAUUCCAACAAUGGGUUUUCCAUUGGAUUCAUGGACAAGGCAUUCUUGGCCUAUUCCAAACCUCCAUCCUCAUCAAAUGCUCAACAAAGGUUGUUCUGUGGGUUGAAUGACAUAUACUGCAUUUUCUUGGGAAGCUUGAACAACUUAUGGGCACUAAACAAGCAGUAUGGUCUGCCAAAGGGUACCAAUGAGGCCAUGCUUGUGAGUGAAGCAUAUCGUACCCUUCGUGACAGAGGUCCAUUCCCAGCUCAUGAGGUUCUCAAGGGACUUGAGGGUAGCUAUGGCUUUGUGAUCUAUGAUCACAAGGCUGGUAAUGUCUUUGUUGCCCUUGGUGCUGAUGAAACUGCAAAGAUAUUCUGGGGAAUAGCAUCUGAUGGAUCUGUCAUGAUCUCUGAUAAUGUGGAUCAUAUCAAAGGAAGCUGUCUCAAAUCAUUUGCUCCCUUCCCAACCGGGUGCAUGUACCACAGUGAAAGUGGAUUGAAGAGCUUUGAGCAUCCAAGUUUCAAGAUGAAAGCAAUGCCAAGAGUGGAUAGUGAAGGAGCCAUGUGUGGAGCUUGCUUCAAAGUUGAUGUCUACUCCAAGGUGAAUAGCAUGCCAAGAGUUGGAAGUUCUGCCAACUGGGCUAAUUGGGGCCAGCAGGCUUAGGUUCAUUUGGACCUCAUUUUAACUAACUACAAUAUAAAGAAGAAAAGAAAAAACUUACAAAGGAGGACGCAGAGAAAGCUGAGCAGGUCAUCUCAUCUUUGUCACCAGAUGAGUUGGAAAGAAUGGUGAGAUGGGCAGCAAGGAUUCAAACAGGAAUACAAGUUCUCAAGAUUACCAAAGAUUUUGUCAUGGCAAAUCCUGGCAUGAGCUUGGCACUUUUUGUGCCCAUUUUUGCAGUCUUCCUUCACCUGUUUGGCUACAUCUGAGCUUUUUCUGUUCUUUUAUAUUUUCUUGUCAUGUUAGGAAAAUUCAUACAUUUUUUCUUAUAAGUUAAUAAAAUUCUAUACAGAACAGCACUAAACAGUGCUGGAUAUGUACAAUAUAGCAUUACAAGAAACUCAUACUCCUUAAUUAUUCUUGCUAGGACUUAAAGAGAUCUAUUUAGCAUCAUAAACAAUAUACUUUCUACACCAAAAAGUUAAGCUGUGAUCAUGUCUAGAUCUCUUUUGAUUUGUUACCUUUUGAUAGAAAUUGGUAUCUGAAACUUGCUAGCCUGACUUAUCUGGAUUCGUGCUGGUAGGCCUACUAAGAGAGUGAAGUGCUCCCUCUAAGAAAUCCUCCAUUCCUUGUACUGAACUACCAAGUGCUUUCAUUCCUAGACACAAUGAUAGCGACUCGGUAGUCUUACAAAAGAUCCAGUUCAAGAUAAAAAACCUUUCAUAUAUGUAUUGCAACUUAAUGUAGCAGAAAUAGAUAAACUUUUAUAAUCUGCAUUUUCAAAUGUGCAUCAAUAUCUUAAACUAACAUAUCUUUUACAUCCCAAGUGUUUCAUGAAAAUCUCACCCCCAUUUGACUUAAAGAACUGCUGGUUCCACUAUGACUACUGAAAGUUUGUUGCAUAUCUUAUUUCAUUUCUCAUAAUCCUAAUGUUGAACAAACUUUCAGGUAUAGUAUUCUUGGUUCUAUUUUAAAACCUCGUAAUCUUGAAUCACUUAGAUGGUGGUUUCAGGUGAACGAGAAAGGAAGACAAGAAAUCACAACAGCUAGACCAACCAAAUGUUCAUGCUCUAUGUUUUUUUGAGUAUGUCACCAUUUGUAUGUGUGUAAGUGUGGGGGAUGCGUGCUGCAAAAUAGGAACUCAUUUGUUAUCAAUGAAUGUCGAAUAAGUAAGACUUAAAAUGGUUCAACAAAUAUAGGCCUAUGCCCAUUCCCAAUAGUUUUCAAGCCACUCUUGUAUUUUAAUUGUGUCAGAGUUUUGUGAAUCUGUACGAUGAUUCGAUUAUUUGCCAUUUACUGCUGUUGUUCUUGGUGAACUCUUCUUUAAAAAUCAUUAGCUGAUAAUCCACAUAUCCAUACAGCUCAAGAAGCUUCAAAGUAGGUAUAUCAUCAGUCUAAAUACUUCUCAAGCAAGCUCUUCUAACUCUUUUGGUGACAGAUCCAGAAGCUGAGGUUGGGUCUGAGCUUCUAGCACGAGGGAAAAAUUAGUCUGAAUAGAGCAUACUGCCUUGCAGAGCUGAGCAACAAAGUGGGGCACUUGAAUCUCAUCUUCUGUCGCUGCUCUUGUGUUAAAGAAAUGAACACCAUUUCCAAUGGUGUUUAGGGGCAAUGAUGGGUGUAAAUUCAUUAGAUGGCACGAUAGAGAUGGUAUGAAUAUGCCUGAAUUAUUUGCCUUGGACGCUGCCCUUCCACAUUCAUGUAUAAGUGCUGUGGCAACUUCAAAUCGAGUUGGAUUCUGCACUCCUAGAUUCAUUGAAACUGUAUCCUUGAGUCUGCCUAAACUAGAGGAUGAGAAACUGUACAUUUUUGACACACAUGGUUGAUGCUGAUCACAUAGAACAUCAGGCACAGCAUACCGGAGGAUCAUCCAUUAGUAGGAAGAAAGAAUUCACAUCAAACUGGGAGAUGGUUUGAAAUCAGUCUCUCGAGUUAUAGCAGCACAAUCAUUGAGGAACUUAGAGAUACACAUGCAUCAACAAUCUUAUGUGAUAUGCAUAACUGACUGCUAUGCCACCAUAAUCGAAAUGGCUUAAUUGGACCACUAGUGGCCUUCUGUCGUUGAAUGAACUAGGAGUCCUCCAAGGCAAGUCUUGUGAGUACACUGAAUCUGUAGCAUGGUUGAGAAUUUCAGACAUUGGACAACUGACUCGGACAUUUAGAUACUCAACACCAAUGUCAUUGCAAUCAACAUAGAAGCUUUUAUCAUCCAUGAUUAAUCUUCCGGCAAAGGGAUAAUAUGAGGCCAAUACUUUUGAAAGGGAGUAUUCAAGAAUCUGGCUGUACAUUGUUUGCUGCAGGUUUAGCGUGUGAUCGCUGAGAGAGAAGAUUGUGACGUAUACGUGAAGCAGGGGAAUGUUCUUUUGUGAAAUAAUCAUUGAUAACACCAUUACUGUGAGCACAGGUCAGGUCCUUCAAAAGUACUAGUUUGCAAGUCUUAAGGUUUAAAUUCCUGCAAUAUAAUGUAGAAGGAAGAUAGUAAUGGUUGAAGAACAGUAAAAAUAAUUAUAUUACAUGACUUGUAUGUUCUACGCGUUCUUUCUUUGUAAUAGUAAUUGUUAAACAGGUCAAGAUGAGUAUGUUUGAAUUAAUAUAAUCAAUUAUUGUACAA